Messenger RNA from Carassius gibelio (silver crucian carp), 6182 nucleotides. RefSeq names its product adenosine deaminase RNA specific (gene adar). Gene Ontology annotation, biological process: adenosine to inosine editing; RNA processing. Bases 495 to 4667 code for a protein of 1390 amino acids. Gene Ontology annotation, cellular component: nucleolus; cytoplasm. Gene Ontology annotation, molecular function: double-stranded RNA adenosine deaminase activity; double-stranded RNA binding; tRNA-specific adenosine deaminase activity. The transcript has 15 exons. The record is from RefSeq and is a predicted model, not a curated record. NCBI's taxonomy places the organism in Eukaryota, Metazoa, Chordata, Actinopteri, Cypriniformes, Cyprinidae.
GUGUUUUGCGUAAGUUGCUUGUAGCAGUUUUGAGAGCUUGGAGAAGAAUGGAAAGCGAAACCUAAUGUGAUCUGUACCUAGUUCGCAACAUUCCGCAUUUACGCGCGUUUUCUUUUUCCUUUCACUGCUGAUAUCACUUUCCCAAACACGCUCUCCAAAAGACAUGUCUCAGGAUCAUCUCGUCUAGUGGAGUUUAUUGACCCACACACUUGCAAAAGGCGAACGGAGACAACAAGUUGCUGGAGUGUGGUCGGUCUAGUUCAAGUGCAGGUCUCACAGUGUUUAGUCAGUGCAUGAGUUUGGGCCUCGUUUGGGAAGUCUGCGUCUAGUUUAAUGAUCUCUUACCUUCAUUUGUUUUUGAGAUGCAGUGCACAGACUAAGCCUUUGGUAUUGUUGUGACGUUACAUCCAGUCAGCUGACGUCAUCCUAAAACGUGCACCCAUCCCAAUUACCAAGCCAGACGCUACGCCCUUCUCACCUCCCACCCCUGCGCUAUGAGCAGAGGUAGAGGAGGGUAUCACAAAGAUUGUCAGCGAUUCUCUCUCCCUCCCCAACAGGGAAAACCUCGGUUUCAUUCCCACCAAACUACUAGUCACCCACGUGGCCCUCGUGUCCAAAGCACAGACUCUGUAUCUGACAGUUAUCCUCACGGUUCCUUUUACUCCACCCACCCAGCUGCUCCUCGCGUGCCUCCACGUGGUGGUCCUUUUCACCCUAGCCCCUCUGAUCCACCCCUGUGGGCAUCCCCUCGGCACGGCAGUGAUCAGAUCUUCGACUCAAAUAGUCUAAGCUUCCGACAACACCAGGUGCAGUUCCUCAGGGGGCAGAGUGCACAGGCUCCGCAAUUUAAAGCACCCCAGCAGCUUGGAUCCCAAACCUCCAGCCUAGGGGAAGAGGUCUCUACUGGGCCUACCCAGUACCAGGCAGGUUAUCGUGACUUCAAAUCAAGUGGUAGCAGUUUUGGAAGAAGAGAAGGCUACGGCAGAGGCCAAGGAAACUGGCAAAGGCAGCAGAACUUUGGAAAUACACCUGGACCUAAGAGAAAGUCACACUGGAAUCACUAUCUCCAGAAGGGACAGUAUUAUCCCAAUCAAUACACUAAACACUACUGGAAUACACAAGUAGAUGAUGUGUCCUCGGACCUUCAUAAUCUGAGUUUGGGUGACCGGGUAACAAGGGUAGACACCUCUGACACCUCAUCCUGCAGUAGCCUUUCCAGCAAGGUUUCCAGUUCUCCCAGCUCGGUCAGAGAGUCUCUGUAUUUCACCCCUGAGAUCCAGCAACAGGUCUUCACUUUUUUGACGUCACUUGGGCCAGACGAGACCAUUCAGGCCAGGGUCUUGGGUAAAAAGCUUGGGCUUCCCAAGAAGAUUGUUAAUAAGGCUUUAUAUGCCCUCUUAAGGACAAACCAAGCAGUAAAACAAGGUGACAGUCCUCCUCUGUGGAGACUCCGCAAGGAAAAGGACAGUGAGCCCAUCAAAGAGAGAGACCAAACACAGUUUUCAAAGGAUUCUGAGACAAAGCCAGGUCAGAAGUCAUCCAUAAAACAAGAGGCUACAGGGGAUCUCAUCAGCACCAGUGAUCCCUCUGCAUCAAAGCUCCUUGUUGAGGCUGAUAGCCAUUCCACUGACCAGUCAGAGGACUCAGAAGGGGAAGAUACCUGUGAAACGUUGCUUCCUGACCAGGUUCAAAAGACUCUUUUACCUUCUGUGCACUCAGUAACCUUGCCAACAAUGGCCGAUACGAAAGAUAGCAAAGAGAAGAUCCUACAGUACCUGUAUGAAGCAGGUACAAGCAAUGCGCUUGUGAUUGCGAAGAACCUUGGCCUGCGAAGUGCAAAGCAGGUAAAUCCCACACUCUAUGCAAUGGAGAAACAAGGUGACGUAAGGCGUGACUCUGAAGUUACACCACAUACCUGGUCACUUAGUGUACACCGGCAGGAAAAGAUGGACCGCCAACGAAAAGUCGCUGCAAAUGCAAAACAGGAUGAAAACAGUGCAGAGAUGUUAAGCUUUGCAACAGAAGCAAUUGCAAGCGUAAAUGAUACACUGGAGUUUUUAAGUGGUACUGCAACGGAGCCGAUGGAUGGUGGUGAAAGUCUAUUGGAUGAGAUUUUAGGCAACAACACAGAGCUUGACAUGCCUGGCCUUGAGGUAAUGCCACCCAAACCCAGUGAACCUUCCUUUCCACCCCACUACUUCCAACCUCCUUCCCAUCAGUUUUCCUACUAUCAGGAUAUGGCCAGUAAUGGAGGAGAACGUUCACAGUGGGCAUCUGACGACAUUCCGGAAUUCCUGAACACGAUUCGCUCUGAGGUUGCCGUUUCAUUGGCUGCUCCUCUUCACCCAGCCCAGAGCCUGGAGUCAAGCAGAUUGCAGAAACUGAAAGAGGCCCGCAGUAAGAACCCAGUUAGCGGACUGAUGGAGUUUGCUCAGCAAUUUGGACACUCUUGUGAAUUCCUACUUCUGGACCAGUCUGGACCCUCACAUGAGCCCAGGUUUCGGAUGCAGGUCAUGCUAGAUGGUCGUAGGUUUCCACCGGCUGAGGGUCCAAACAAAAAAGUGGCCAAAAAAGAUGCCGCAGCCAUAACCCUGAAGAUUCUUUGGAAGGAGACGGAAGGAGCAGGUGAUGGCGAAGAGGAAGAACCGAGUAUUGAGGGAGCUGAGUCAAACACUGACCCGGCAGAUGAUAUGCAAGGUGGUACAGAUACUCCGCCCCAGGCUCUGGCUCGGUCUUUACCUGGAGGAAAGAACCCCGUAUCUGUUCUAAUGGAGCAUAGCCAGCGCAGUGGGCAUGCAAUCCAGUUUAUCAAGACAGGACAGGAAGGGCCACCCCAUGAUCCACGGUUUAUGUUCCGCGUAAAGGUUGGGGAACGUCUCUUCCAAGAAGCCUCAGCACCCAGUAAGAAAGCAGCGAAGCAGCUGGCAGCGGAGGAGGCCAUGAAAGAGCUGAUGGGAGAUGGACUACUACAUCUCAACAAGCCUCCAGGUACUUUCUGCCCUGUGGGAGACAAUGAGUCUCAGCCAGCGAUUCCCGCAUGCCCCUCGCUACCCCCUCUGACGGCAGCUGAGCUCCAGGCGGCCCAUGAAGCAGGUGUGGGUGACCUUAUUAACUACCUGAACAACAACGCUGUGUCCGGCCUGCUGGAGUACGCCCGUGCUCGAGGCUUCGCUGCUGAGAUCAGCCUGGUGGGCCAGUCUGGACCCUCGCACGAGCCCAAGUUUACAUACCAGGCUAAAUUAGGAGGGCGGUGGUUUCCUGCAGUUUGUGCAAGUAAUAAAAAGCAGGGGAAGCAGGAGGCGGCGGAUGCUGCUCUUCGAGUGCUCAUUGGAGAAGCUGAGAAAGCAGCACGUACUGGAGAGCUCACGCCAGAGCUGCCUGUGUCAGGCAGUACGAUGCACGAUCAGAUCGCCAUGCUAAGCCAUCAGCGCUUUAAUGCCCUCACAGCACGCAUCCAGCACAGCCUUCUGGGUAGGAAGAUUCUUGCUACCAUUGUGAUGCGGAAAGGAACAGAUACUCUCGGAACCGUUGUCAGCCUCGGGACAGGAAACCGCUGUGUGAAGGGAGAGGAGCUUAGCCUGCGAGGGGACACCGUUAAUGACUGCCACGCAGAAAUCAUCUCCAGGAGAGGCUUUAUCCGGUUUUUAUACGGUGAACUGAUAAAGCAUUGGGAAAGCCCUGGUGAUGAGACUAUUUUUGAGUUGGCAGACGAUGGGAAGCUGAAGAUCAAAUCCGACAUCACCUUUCAUCUUUAUAUUAGCACUGCUCCAUGUGGCGAUGGCGCUCUGUUCGAUAAGUCAUGCAGCGAGGCCGCCGAAUUAGACGGCUCUCAGCACAUGCCUCUCUUUGAGAACGUUAAACAGGGCAAGCUCAGAACCAAGGUGGAGAAUGGCGAAGGCACCAUCCCAGUGGAGUCCAGUGAUAUUGUGCCCACCUGGGAUGGCAUUCAGCACGGUGAGCGUCUGAGGACCAUGAGCUGCAGCGACAAGAUCCUGCGCUGGAACGUGCUCGGCCUACAGGGGGCGCUCCUUAGCCACUUCAUCCACCCCGUGUAUUUGCGCUCGAUCACUCUUGGGUAUCUCUACAGCCAUGGUCACCUGACUCGAGCAGUAUGCUGCCGAUUGGCUAGAGAUGGGGACGUGUUCAAAAAGAGUUUACCAGCAAACUUUACUCUUAACCACCCUGAGGUGGGCAGGGUGAGUGUGUAUGACUCAACACGCCACACAGGUAAGACCAAAGAGUCCAGCGUUAACUGGAGUCAGCCAGACCAGUUUACUGUGGAGGUGCUGGAUGGCACCAAGGGCAAAGUGGACAGUCCCAAGAUGGAGAUAUCGCGGGUUUCCAAGUCCAAUCUGUUCCGUCUCUUCCAAGCUUUGUGCCAGCAUGCAGGCCGGGCCGAUCUGUUGGCACAACCGUCCUACGCCCACGCGAAGAUGGCCGCCACUUCAUUCCAGGAUGCCAAGAGGCUGUUCUUCCUGGCCCUGAGCCAACAUGGAUAUGGAUCCUGGAUCGGGAAGCCCUUGGAAGAAAAAAGUUUUGAGGGAGAAGACGCAAGAGGAGGAAGCGGGGACAGACAGGCACCCGGCCCACCAGGUUGCACUGUUGACCCCCAUAGCUGCUCGGGCUCAAAUAACAACAAUUUUAACCCCGUGGCACAGAGCUUUUAGGGAUCGAGAGAACAAAUGAAGGGCUGGAGGGAGUAGAAGAGUGGCCAGCAGCAAGAGAGAAAGAAUAUGAGGUUUGUCUUGUAGAGAGGGAGUACCAGGGUAAGCCUGUGGCUUUGGGAUUUGAACUGUAACCAUCAUGACAAAGCAGAAACGGAUGCUUCCAUGGCAACUGAGCUAUAAACCCAAGGCAGAUUGGACUUGAUGAGACAUGAAGAAGUAGUUUGUUUUUUGUUUGUUUUUAGAAAGCUAAAACUACAGGGUUGCAUUUGUUUUAGAGGCUUUCCCUCUCAUUUUUUCCCAUUUGCUAGCAUCACAAUACUGUGUUAGGUGAAUGCGUGGCCACAUUGCUGUAGGGAAGUUCUGUUUCUUUUUCUCUCAUCUGUUUUAUUCAUGAUACAUUUAGGUGUUUCACACUCAAUAGAAUGAUACAAAUGAUAGGUGAUGCUGGUCAGGUCAUGUAUUUAGAGACAUUCAAUUAAAGUGGUUUAAAGAGUUCGUUCACUCAAAAAAAAGAGAAAAUUGUCAUCAGUUAUUCACAGUCAUGUUUUUCCAAUUCUGCUUGCUUUUAUUUAUUCUUUUCUUCUUCUUUGGAACAUGAAAGAAGAUCUUUUACGAAAUCGCUGAUGUUUUUGUAUGUACAGAAGAAGUCAAUGUUCAACAGGUUUGGUUAUCAGCAUUAUUAAAAAUAUCUUAUUUUGUGUUCUUGAGAUAUAAAGAAAUGUAUACAUGUUUAGAAUGACAUGACCGUGAGCAAAUAAUGAUAGAUUUAACGUUUUUGGGUGAUCUAUCACUCUUUAAGUUGAUCAUCAUACACUAUAACUUCUCUAAUCCCCUUCGUGAACUUCUGUAUUUAAAUGCAUUUUAAUUUUUUUGUUUUAUUUUGUUUUUUUGCAGUAUGUGAUGUUCCACAUACAAACCUGGAGUAGAUUGCUUGAAAUGUAUACAUAAUGUACAUACAGAUACGUAUGCACACAGAUGUAUAUAUAAGGUCUGCUGAACGAGUUUAUAUAUAUGGGUGUGUGUUUAUGUAUGUGUAUAUAUUGUAUGUAUAUAUUUUGUACUGAUUCGUAACUUUGAAAUAACAUUAUUUUCUAUCUUUUAAUUUUUAGGAUGUCUUUUUAUAUGAGGUGUGUAUGCUCUGUUUUCACUCUUGUUUACGUGUGUUGUUUGAGAGGCUCAUGGUAGAUAUUGCAUGCAGCCAAAUACAGUCUACAUUCUGAUUGGUGAUCGCUAUAGUGGGCAGAUAAACGGCACGAAUCAAUCAUAUGCACAUUUGUAUGUGUGUGUACCUGCAUCUUUGUGGAUAUAAAUUGUUACUUGGAAUAUUAUUUGCCCUGCUAAUGUUUAAUGUGUUCAGACACCUUUAAUUGAUGCACUGCUUCAAGUAUAAAGCAAUACUGACAUUUCUCUCUUUUCAGCAAAUGUGAAUCUGUAUGCCUCCAACAUCUGUAUGCCUACUCAAACGUUAUUUUAAGAUUUGUUCUGUUCGGUUUAAAGUAAAGAAUAUUUUCUUUU